AUGGCGACAGCGACUUUGAGAAACCUCGACCCACCCAUGCACCACGCGCCGUUCCCAGCGGGCUUUCCGCUCACGCGUGAGUCGCCCAGGAUCCUUGGAGAAGGCGCACUGACCGAUCGCUCGAUCACCCAACAGAUCCGCAAGGAGCUUGCUGAGCAGGAGCCCCGCUACGAGACUGGGGUCCCACCUUAUCCUUCUGGCUUUCCGCGGCAGGGCGUUGUGACUAUCACACCACGCACUCCGGGCAGCAGGGGCCUGGCGCGCAUAGAGAGGAAGUACCUGUAUGAGAAGAACGACCCGGUGAGCUCGGAGCCAAGCCGCGACUACCUGACGGCGUACGCUGAGAAGGAGGUGCGCGAGCGUCUGCAGCGCGCCACGCCCCCGGCCGACCGCUACAUCGUCACGGCGCCCGCUGAGCCAGCGGGGACCACCCAGGUUGUCCAGAAAUGGUGGGUCAAGACUCAGGGCGCCAUCCACGAGGCGGAGGCGCUGGGCAAGAUUGUGCAGGAGAGACUGGAGGAAGCCACGCACAAGGCGUCGCUCAGCAACCGGCUGAAGCGCGAGUCCGACAAUGCGCGCCAACUGGAGGUCGAGGCACGCAAUGAGGCCAGGGACACGCCUGGCAAGGCACGGCUUGCAGUCAUCCGCAUCAAGGAGGAGCUGGCGGACGCCAAAGCCGAUGUCAUCGAGCGCACGCGCGAAGCGGCUGAGGACGACCUGAAGAAGGUGCAGUACGACCGCGAGAGCAAGAUGCAGGAGGCCAAGGUGGUCACCAAAGCCGCGCGCAUCAAACGCGCCGAACUGAAUGACCUCGAGCGCCUGCUGGCACGGAUUGAGACAGUGCGCCGGGAGGCUGGCGAGGCUGAGAUGCGCGCUGACCAGGUGAGCGUCGAGGUUCGCAACCUGGUGGAGAUUCUCAACGAGAAGCAGAAGGCGCUGGAAGAGAAGCUGGACGACCUGAACAGGAUCCGCGCACAGAUCAACCAGCUGGCGCAGGAGUACAGCGCCGCAGUCAGUGAGCACGAGACCGCAGACGCUGUGGUUGCGCGCAACAUGAAGAUUGCGGAGUCGCUCAAGAGGGAGGCGGAGCAGAAGCGCAACGAGUCUAUCAAGCUGGCGCAUGAGUGGGAUGAGGCCAAGAAGGCUGCGCAGGAGGCUGCACAGAAAGAGGUGGAGAUCUGGAAGCGCACGCGUGAGGCGGGUGCGGAGGAGGAACGCCUCGUGGUGGACGUCACCGAGAAGCUGGAGGCGCCGCUGGUCUCCACUGAGCGCGAGCGGGCGGGCGAGCAGCUGACACCACGGCCACUGCAGGACAUUGAGCACGAUGGGGAGGACUGA
This is a messenger RNA of Coccomyxa subellipsoidea C-169, 1338 nucleotides long. RefSeq lists its product as hypothetical. Lineage: Eukaryota; Viridiplantae; Chlorophyta; Trebouxiophyceae; Coccomyxaceae. The transcript has 12 exons. Bases 1 to 1338 code for a protein of 445 amino acids. The record is from RefSeq and is a predicted model, not a curated record.